Messenger RNA from Penicillium argentinense, 1116 nucleotides. RefSeq names its product HAD-like domain-containing protein. NCBI's taxonomy places the organism in Eukaryota, Fungi, Ascomycota, Eurotiomycetes, Eurotiales, Aspergillaceae. The transcript has 5 exons. The record is from RefSeq and is a predicted model, not a curated record. Bases 340 to 1116 code for a protein of 258 amino acids.
AUGGUCUCUAUAAAUUCCCUGAAUACCCGCUCACCGGCCAUCCUAGUUGGCCUCGAGGGUAUCUUCAUGCAUCCACAAGUGGAAUAAAUUAGUAGGACCGGGGCGCGCGUUUUCCUGGUAGCCAACAUAUCUAAGGAAGAUUAUGCGGCACUUCAACACAGGUGGAACGAAGAGUUCUGGUCAAUAUUUCACGGUGUUUUCACCUCGUCCAGCCUAGGCGUUCGAAAGCCCAGUGUACGAUUCUUUCGCCACGUCCUGCGAGCCACAAGAUCAGUGCCCCAUAAAACCUUCUUGGUGGAUGACAGACCCGAAAAUGUGCUUGCAGCGCUCUCCGUUGGAAUGAGAGGAACGUUCGACACGUCAGAGCUCUAUUGGACAAUCACGAACUUCGUGGGCGAUCCUGUAGAGCCUGGUGAAGCUCAGAGCCCCGCCUCGACUCUGGAACUUCUUCAGUGGCGAACCAAAUACACAAGUGACACCUAUCCCGAAGACUUAGACACGACGUCUCUCGGUCUGCUAACGAUGCCUCCCGACCCUGCCAUUGUCCACUCCAUUCUAGACGAAAUGCACGAGUACAUCGACGAAGACGGUAACGUGCAGGCAUACUUCGACAAAUCAAGACCACGAGUCGACGCGGUUAUAGCCCUCAACGUUUUGACACUAUUCCAUAAAUAUGGGCGCGGCCACGAGCUCCCUGAUACAAUGGAGUGGAUAUACAACAUCCUGAUUAACAGGGCAUACGUCAAUGGGACGCGAUACUAUCCCAAUGCAGAGUGGUUCCUCUACUAUCUAACGCGUCUUCUUCACAUGUCCAGUGAUCCUAGCCUCAAGGAGAGGAUCGAACCUCCUCUCCGAAAGCGUGUAGCUGAGAGGAUUGGGGUCGCCGGUGAUGCAUACUGCCUUGGAAUGCGUGUAUUGACAUGCAAUAAACUCGGGAUCGCUAACUAUCCCGAUCGCCAGAAGCUUGGCAGUAUCCAGCAGCAAGACGGUGGCUGGGAGGCCUCCUGCAUGUAUUUAUUUCCCGGAGCUGAACGAAAGGUUGGAAAUAGAGGAGCCACUACAGCAUUUGCCGUGAAGGCACUUGAGAAUUGGCAUGUACAUGGACAGUCCAUUUAA